AUGGAUGAUCAAUCAAGUGAUAUUAAGAGACUAGAGUAUACUUCAAGAAUGAUUAGACAAAGACAACACAAUCAUCACAGUCACCAUCACCAUCACCAUCAUAAUCAUUUGAUUUCAAAUGAAGAUGGUGAGAAUCCAUAUCAUCAAAUGUCGAUAUCAGUAUAUGAUCAAUUAUAUCAAUCACCUGUACUACAACCUACAAUGACAUCAUCGACAAUGAUAACGACACCUUUACAACAACCAGAGUCGAUGUCUGCUAAUAGUACACCCGAUGUCAUUGCAAUCGGUCAAUCUGUCGGUGAUGUUGUCAUGACUCCCAUGCAUGGUACAACCCAACCACCACAGCUACAAGACAAUACAUUUAAUCCAAUCCCUCUAUUCGAUGAGAAUGGUCAACCUCUUGGACAAUUCAAAGUGAAAGUUAAAGUAUCGAUUGAAGAUCAACAAGUACCCUCUACUCCAAUAACAUCAAUACUAUCAAAUCAACAUUUAAAUGGAAAUGUUAAAAGACCUCCACCAUUUCAAUUAUUAUAA
This is a messenger RNA of Cavenderia fasciculata, 534 nucleotides long. RefSeq lists its product as uncharacterized. The record is from RefSeq and is a predicted model, not a curated record. NCBI's taxonomy places the organism in Eukaryota, Evosea, Eumycetozoa, Acytosteliales, Cavenderiaceae. The transcript has 2 exons. Bases 1 to 534 code for a protein of 177 amino acids.